Messenger RNA from Meloidogyne enterolobii, 2728 nucleotides. The record is from the annotation of a GenBank genome assembly. NCBI's taxonomy places the organism in Eukaryota, Metazoa, Nematoda, Chromadorea, Rhabditida, Meloidogynidae.
UGAACAGGCCCAGGCUUUUCAUAAAUCUCGAUCUCUACUAUUUAUUUUUCAAUUUAGAUUUAAUUUUUUAUUCAUUUUUCUUUCUUCUUUCUUUUUUAAUUUCAACAUGUUCCACAUCUUUUACGUUAAUCAAGGUUAUAUGUUAAUGCUUGAACCGCCAACACUUGGUUCUGUUUUUGAUUUGCAAAAAUCAAUAGAAAAAUCGACGGGAAUUGGAAUCGAUAAUCAAUUAUUAUUUCUUUCUGAUGGAGGUUCUCUAAUUGGCUCAACAAUGCUUUCUUCAAUAACUGGGGUUGGAACUGAUACAAAUCCAAUAUUUCUUGUCAGAAGAGUAACGAAUAAUGGUAGAGAAUUGGUGAAGGAAAAUUUGGAAGGAAUUAAUGAACUUUUUAGAGGUUGGAGCUCUGAGAUGGACCGUCUAAACAGGAUAAGCACAACCUCCUCUUCUGCUAUUACAGAGUGUAUAGAAUUGGCAAAAAAGUGCAAUAAUGUUGCGGAAACAAUUAUUCGGUUUUGUAGCAAUUUAAUUUCUGAACAUCAUUACUUGCAUCAGGGUUGGAAGGCAGUCAUCGCAAAUUUAGAUGACAGCAUUUCUCGCACCCAAAAAUACCUUCAACGCUCUAAAAGACAGGCAGAAAAGUUGGAAAUUAUCCGGACAAAAGGACGCGUUCUCUUGGGAGAUUUUGACAAUGUUAUUGAAGUUCUUUCAAAGAUAACGAUCCCUUCCUCUCUCCUUUCACCACCUCCAGCACAGCAAUUAACUCCUUCCUCUCCUGACAGUGAUACAAAUUCAACAACUUUCACCUCCUCUGAAGAAAUAACUUUAUUUGAUUGGCUUUCAUCUAAAGACCCAGCUUAUUCUCUAAAUUCUUUAUCCCAAUUAAUGCUCGAUCAUUUGGAGAAAACGGAUGAUACUGAUUUAAUAGAAGCUACAUCUUUCUUUACAAUCGUUCAAGGGGUUUCUACAAAAGCACAAUAUCGAGAAAUUGGAGGGAUUGAUAAAAGAUUGACUACUUUGAGGAGUAAAUUUCAACAUCUGGAAGGAAUUCUCGCACAAGUACGCGAAAUUUCCAACAGAAUUAUUCAACCAAUAAUUCAAGAUAGCACACAAAACAUUGCAAAUUGGCAAAAACAACGCCUAAAUGAAUUAAAACAACCACUUAAACAUAUUUACGAUUUUGCAAUUUCUUUUAUUGAUUCAAAAGAGGAAGUCGUUAAAAAUAUUUCUCAACGAUUUUCUACUUGGGUUAGACAGGCUUAUGAAAGAUUGGACAGGGCAAACAAGAAAUUGGUUGUAUUUGAGGAAAAAUAUUCUGGAUUGCGACAAAGAUUGGAUCUUGUACGACAGAUUAAAGAAGCACCAAAUAUUUAUAUGUUAGCAGUUCCAGAAGUUAUAAGAAGGGAAGAGCUGAGAAAGGAAUUUUCUGGUUGGAUUACUACUCACAUAGAUAAAUGUUCAGCUUUUAUUGCCGAAGAGAAUCGUAUUCGAGAACAAUUCCAAAACAAAUUGGAUAAACAUUUUUUGUGUCAAUUAUUCCCUGGAAUGAGUGACAGAAUUCCACAAUUUACAUCAACUACGCCUCCAAAAAUAGAUCAAUGCCUUCCAAAAAUAUCAAGUAAACACUUGAGUGAACUUAGAAAGAUUUUCCCUCACAUGAAAGAUGUAUUAAUUGUUGGUGCUCCAAGAAUUUUUCAACGUUUAUCAGUUUUUGAUUUUUCCCAAUCUCAAAAUCAACAAGUUAUGAUAUCUCAAAUACGUCGAGACCAGAGUUUUUAUGACCGGGAUAGAAUGUCAAACAUUGAUGCUAUGAAAUUGAAUUUUAAUACUUCAACAAAUUGGUUAAGUGAGGAACCUAUUGAUAUUGUCUCACCGUCUGGAGGUCAUGCAUUUCUUACUUUAACUCGGGAAGGUUCAAGUUUUGCUUCCAAUACUUCUUUAAAUUCAAUUGGUGCAAAUAUAAUGACAGAAUCUCCUCCACGCGGUUUAUGUCACUAUACGGGACAACCCCAAUUUGCAUUGACAUAUAAUAACAGCUCAAGCACUAUCGUUGCUAAUGAUAAACGUGAAUCAAUGUCUCCACUCCAACCAAGUGCUCCAAUUGCAAUUCCAACAAACAAUAAUAAUAAUGAGACUCGUGGUGAUGAACAACAAAAGGAUGAUUCAAUAGGUUCUAACAAUUUCAGCACACCCGAUGAAUUUAGUAGUUUUGGGUUGAUUAAUGAACAUAAUCGCUUUAUUACAACGGUUAACAAUGCUAGAGCUACACUUCCGAACUACUCGCCUUUCCGUUCAUCCCCUAAAAUUACUCGACCACUUUCUCUUGUUAGAGCUCAAUGUGCUAAUCAACCAGCGUUGGUGGAAGAGGUGGCGAAAGACGAAUUUAAUCGUAAAGUUGAAUUGGAAAAAGUUUCUGAUGUUGGGAUGAAGACAAAAUUGGAAAAUGUACAAAAACAAAUGAAGGAACUUGUUGAGGAUCUAAAUUCUCUCCGCGAAGCUGGAAAAGAAUUACAACAAACUAGCUUUAAUGAAGAAAAUAUUUCUUUGUUUUCAAAAGAAAUUCUUCAAUCUAUCCAAUCUUUGAUAAAACAAAGCUCUUUGAAAGCUGUAGAAGAAUUUAAGCUGAAAAUGGAAAAAGAAAAUGAAGAACGACUGAAAGAGAUGGAAACGAAAAUGAAUGAAAAAAUUGUUGAAAUUGAAGAAAAAUUUGAGGUUUUUUUUGAAUUUUAA